Molecule: messenger RNA, 1141 nt
Organism: Raphanus sativus (radish)
Lineage: Eukaryota; Viridiplantae; Streptophyta; Magnoliopsida; Brassicales; Brassicaceae
Exons: 6
Coding region: 244-960 (238 amino acids)
Biological process (GO): regulation of gene expression
Cellular component (GO): peroxisome
Source: RefSeq, a predicted model, not a curated record
AAGAAGAAGAGGCACACCACCAUUUGUAUUAUCAUCUGCUGCCAUUGUUAUAUUGCAAAACGUGCAAUUUCAAUUGCCAAUGCGUGGAGAAUUUCAGGAAGCAUCUCUCGAGUGAAUGAGCAUGUACUGGAAGAAGCUAUAGAUCCUCCGGACACACGACUCUUAUGUGUAACAAGACUUGGGCAAGGAACUACCCGGCCACACCUGAACACGCCACAGCUGAAAAUACUGGUGUUGUGGGACAUGAAUGACUGCCCGAUUCCUGAGGGGUAUGAUGCUCGUCUGGUCCGUCCAAGUCUAGAAAGGGCGUUCAAGGAACUAGGCUACUCUGGCCCUGUCUCCAUCACCUUCCUUUGCCGACCAAAAGACAUCCCUGAUCACCGCCUUCUUGCGCUCUCUUCCUCUGGAGUCGAGUUUGCACAUACCCCUCCCUGGGUCCAUUACAAUCGCAUGAUGACAGAAUUUGAGGAAUGGGCAGAAGAUAAUCCUGCUCCGGCUACAAUUAUGAUCAUAUCGGAUUAUGUGGCUUCCAGCCAGUCCACUUCAGCACUUCUUUGCAUUCAACUACAGAAGAGUAACUACAACUGUUUUUUGGCAUAUUCAGCUAGGCCUUUUGAAAUGCCAGUCCUGCUCACUUCUGCUGAAUGGCUCUGGGAAAGCUUACUUGAAGUUUCAAAUACAAAAAGACACAUUCUUCACAAGUGUGUUGAAAGUGAAUUUACCGGUAUGUUUUCUUGCCUAUUGUGUAUCUUUGAUUGCGAAAGCCUCGACGAUUUCAAAGAGCAUCUCUCAAGUAAAGAACAUACAAAGGAGGACAACAUGAUGAAUUCGCAUUUUCAAUCUGCCCAUCUCCACCGAAGGCUAAAUAAAAUAGCUAACUACUAUCAUAAGGUAGGAUAUCCUCCUCCCAAGACCAAGCGUAAGAGGGAGGAUAGCACCUUGGAAGGGUUUUCUCCAUAGACCAUUUACGUUUUUUUAACCCUGUGUAAAGCCGCAUGGCAAAAAAAUCUAGAAUGUUGCCAAAAAAACAAAAUAAGAAAUCAUACGAGUAAAUAUGCAUGUCAUAAGAGAGAUAAAUAUUGUUCUCGAAAAGGAAAAAAAAAAGAGAGGAUAAAUAGAAGAUACCGAAGAGGUUAUCCUA